Molecule: messenger RNA, 405 nt
Organism: Penicillium angulare
Lineage: Eukaryota; Fungi; Ascomycota; Eurotiomycetes; Eurotiales; Aspergillaceae
Product: huntingtin-interacting protein K
Exons: 2
Coding region: 1-405 (134 amino acids)
Biological process (GO): negative regulation of apoptotic process; protein stabilization
Source: RefSeq, a predicted model, not a curated record
AUGUCAGACCCUAUUCCCUCCGCUACCGCGGAUCCCGAGUCCGGAGACCAAAAACUCCCCGCAAACGCCGAAGAUCGCAAAGCAGCCGCUGCUCUCUCCGCACUCCACACAAAUGAUAUAGCGGAAGCUAGCCCCACCCGGGCUCCAUCUAGUGCUGAUCAAGAAGCAUUGGGGAAAGCGAUGAGUCGGCUUGAGAGCGUUGGUGGGAAGGGAGCGGUGAAGAAGCCAGCUGCUGGGACCCAGAAACAAGAGGCGGAAAAGAAGAAAGUGGUAAAGAUUGUAGCGGCGGAUGUCACGUUUCUGGUUGAACAACUCGAGAUACAUAAGAAUAAGGCUACGGAGCUUUUGAGAGCGUGUGAUGGGGACGUGGUUUCUGCUAUGAGGGCUUAUAUUGCGCCUUUUUAG